AUGCCGUUUAAGGCCUCCACUUAUUUCGAACAACAAAAACCUCACUUAUUUCAGCAGGAGGAUUUAUUAAAAAAAUAUGGACAUGUUUCGCCUACGCCCACAUUACAGAUGGCUGAAGUAUCUUCGACUGAAAAAGUUCAUGCUACGAGGCUUCAAUAUUUAAAGUCAAUAAAUGAAGCUUCUUCCAGUAACAACAAAGAUUCUAUCGAUGAAUUCAAUAAAAGUAUUGACGAAGAUAUAAUAUCAUCUACUAUUAGAGAAUCAGAUUCUUGCGAAGAUAACGAUAGUGGCGAAGAGUAUAAUCCAAAGCCAGAUCAAGAGUGUGAUUCAGACUCAAGCAGUUCAGAUCCGGAAGAUAUUGAUCUGCAUGAGCACGAGGAGACUUAUUUAAAUGCACAACAUAAUCUGUAUAACAAUGAUAAAAUUAACACGAGUGAAGAUAAAAUGGAUGAAACUGCUGCAGCUUUGGACUCUCCUGUAAAAGUAAUUACCAAGAAGGGUAAUUUGAUAGCAACAAAAAAAAAGCGCAUCUGGAAUAAAAGAGAUCAUUGUUACUUCUGUUACGAAGAUGUAACCAAAUUUUCUCGACAUGUUGUAAGGCAUCAUCAAAAUGAAACCAAGGUACAAGAAAUACUAGCCCUAAAAAAAGGCGACAAAAGAAGAAAAAACCUUUUUAAUAAGCUUAGGAAUGAAGGCAAUUUCAUGAAAAGCACUUGUGGAGAAAAUAUUGUGCCUAUAAGAAAGCCAGUUGGAAAUAUAGCACAACCAACUCAAUCGACUUACCUUCCGUGCAAAUACUGCAAAGGAUUUUAUAAAAAAGAGGCUCUCUAUCGACAUGUAAAAAAAUGUGUUCAUAAUGAUGGUCCUGAAACUGGAAGGACUCUUGCUCAGUCUGAAGGGCAAUCUCUUCUUUCAACAUAUAAAUUUAGUGAUACACUGAGGAAAGAAGUUUUUCCCAAAAUGAGAGCAGACAAUGUUUCUUUUGUCGCAAAAACUGAUCCUCUCAUUUGUGCAGUGGCAGCAAGAUAUCUGAAAAGCCAUAGAGAUAAACAGUUUUACUUAGUCGCCUCUCGUAAAAUGAGACAGCUCGCCUCCUUGUUAAUUGAAAUUAAAAAAAAGAUUAAAGUUAAAUGCUUGCUAGAAGCGCUAGAUCCGACCUAUUAUGACCAUAUUGUGGCAUCUACAAAGGCAAUAGCUAGAUUUGAUUCCGAGGCGGAAACGUAUGGUGCACCAUCCUUGGCAUCCAAUAUGGGAACACAACUGAAGGAAUGCAUUGAUGUGGCUUGUAAUAUGUUACUCAAAAAAUUUCGGACCGAAACCGAAUCGAUGCAGAAUCUCAAAGCGUUAAAAGAUCUAAUUUCAAGUGAAUGGCAAUACGAUGUGUCAACGAUCGCUAAUCAUGAUCUGAGCCAAAAAAAGUGGAAUAAACCAUCGCUUAUACCGCUAGCAGAAGACUUGACCUUGCUUAGGUCGUAUUUACUUUCUGAGGCCGAAAAAUGCCGCAAUGCUCUGGAAACAAAUCCGAGGGAUGAGAAGGCAUUCAAAAUCCUCCAAGAAAUUUGUUACAUUCAACUACUUCUCUUAAAUAGGAGAAGAGCCGGCGAGUUGCAAAGAAUCACUCUUCACACAUACACCACUCACAUAAAUAAUGAUUAUAAGUCAAGCGAAUUUGAUAACUGCAUAAGCGAGAAUGAAAAAAUAUUAAUGAAAUCUUUCAAGAGAAUAGUUAUUAAAGGAAAAAGAGGGCGCGGUGUCCCAGUAUUGUUUACCGAGGAAAUGGUUAAAAAUACCGACAUUUUAUUGAAAAAUCGAGAUCAAUUUAUGAAACAAAACAAUAUUUUCCUAUUUGGAAAUAUAAAAUCAUCCAGCUGCAUUAGUGGUACACAAGUUAUGUAUAAACACGUAAGAGUUGCGGGUGUUAAAAAUGCUGCUGCACUUACGUCUACUAAAUUAAGGAAACAUCUUGCAACCAUGUCUCAAGUUAUUAAUCUCUCUGAACAGGAUUUGGAACAACUAGCCAUUUUUAUGGGACAUACGUCUGACAUACAUAAGACGUAUUACAGGCUACCGAAUGAUGUCUAUCAAAUGGCUAAAGUAUCUAAACUACUUCUUCUUAAUGAAAGGGGAGAAGCAGCGAAGUUUAAAGGAAAGCGACUGGAUGAAAUAGAUAUAAACCUCGAUCCUAUUGAAGAGGAGCCAUCCGAAGACGAAAAUGAAGACUCGGAAGGAAUGGCAGAGUAUAGUUUUUCCAGCAAUUCCAACGAAAAAAUAAAUGAACCUAGUACGAGUAACACACAGAUGACAGCAACAGAUUGUUCAGUGAUGGAAAAAGCAGCAAGAGGUAAAAAGCGUAUUUUGGAGCCAUGGAAAGAAACUCAGAAAAAAAUGGCACUUUCUUACUUCAAAGAUCACUUAAAAAGAAAAAUUGCUCCAAAGAAAAAUGAAUGUAUGAUGUUAAAAGAAGAGCAUGCAGAAACUUUUUCGAACAAAAGUUGGGAAAAAAUUAAAAUUUUCAUUGUAAAUACUUACACAAAAAUGUAA
Ceutorhynchus assimilis (cabbage seed weevil) is the source of this 2541-nucleotide messenger RNA. The record is from the annotation of a GenBank genome assembly. NCBI's taxonomy places the organism in Eukaryota, Metazoa, Arthropoda, Insecta, Coleoptera, Curculionidae.